AUGAUUAUUGAUAUUUUACAAAUUAAAAAUUCAACUGAUAUUAUUUUUACUGGUCGAGUUCUUGCAAUUCAUCAAUGGUCGAAUAAUCAUCCAUAUUCAGCAUUUGUUUGGGUUUUUCGAAUAUUUCAUGGAGAAUCUCAUUUACAUAAACAUUAUCAAUUGACAAAAUUACAACAACCACUCUAUGUCAUUGUUGAUAAUUUAGUAAUAUGUGAAGAAAAUUCACCAUUAAAAUAUUACGAUGUGAAAAUAUUUAGUGUUCGAAUUAGCCAUGCACGAUUUUAUUCAAGUUUUACACCGUUACCAGUUACGCUAGCAAAUAUAAAAGCAAUCGAGGGUAAAAUAAAGUUAUUUCAUUGA
Molecule: messenger RNA, 360 nt
Organism: Rotaria sordida
Lineage: Eukaryota; Metazoa; Rotifera; Eurotatoria; Philodinida; Philodinidae
Source: the annotation of a GenBank genome assembly